GAGGAGGAAAGCGACGAGGAGGAAAACGACGAGAAGGAAAACGACGAGGUGAAUGUGUUUGACAUCUUCAAAGUUCCUGAUAUAGGUGAGGAUGUUAUGACGAUAGUAGAGGGAAGUCCAGGAAUCGGUAAAACCACGUUUUGCCUCAAACUUGCUUAUGACUGGGCGCAUGGAAAUAUCCCAUCGGAGUGCUCCUUUCCCAAGUUCGAAUUUGUGUUUCUUCUCAAAUGUCGUGACAUUAAUGGAGAUAUAAUGGAAGCUAUCAGUGAACAACUUUUGCCCAAGGAUAUGGAUAUGGAGAAGUCUGUGGAGAAGCUUUUGCACUUCAUGAAGGACAUUCAUAAACAGGAGAGACUGAUGUUAAUCAUUUUGGAUGGAUUGGAUGAGCUACCUGAACAAUCGCGGCACCAUGUAGAUGAGCUACUUCAUAGAAGAAUUUUACCGUUUUGCUUUGUCUUGGCUACUACACGACAAGAAAGAGGAAUCGAAGUACGGAAAAGCGUUGUCUUUGACAUUCACUUAGAAAUCAAAGGGUACACGGAAAGUGACUCUAUUGCUUACAUCAGAAGACACUUUGAAACCAUUAAACAAUCAGCAAAGGGGGAGAAGCUUAUUGAAGAAAUGCAACAGAACACCUUUUUACAUGCACUUCGAAGUAACCCGUUAAAUUUACUUCUCCUUUGUGUUGUUUAUGAGGACUACAAGGGAAAAUUGCCGACUUCCCGGACGGAACUUUACCAAGUCAUUGUGCGAUGUCUUUUAAGACGCUACUGCGGCAAACGCAACUUGCCGGCCCCUAAAGAUGACAGUGUCCUAGAGAAAACGUUUGAAAUGGAGAUUCUUGCACUCGGAGAGCUAGCUUGGUUAUGCCUGCUGAGUGAUCGUUAUGGUUUCUUCGAAACUGAAUUAGAUGAGUUUGAAAGGAAAUACCCCGGACUGAAAGCUCGUGAGCUAGACCUUCUUUACAUGGAAGAAAGUCUAAAGAGGCUAAAUCCUCAACAUGAGUACUGCUUUCUUCACAAGACCUUCCAAGAGUACGUGGCUGCCGCGUAUAUUGCACAGAAGCUACGAAACCAAAAGUGCAAUUUAUUUAAGCACAUCAACAUAAGCUUUAAUGACAUUGUAACGAAAUAUCGACAAGUGUUUAUUUUUGUUUCUGGUAUGCUGGGCGAGAAAGCUACAGUUCUGUUCACCGAGAUUGGAGAGGAGUUAAAGAAGUCAUACGACUGGAAUUGGAACAAGCGUUGCAAUGAGAAGACUGCUACUUUCUUUAUUGAAAGCUUUAAUGAGACUGGACAUGCAGAACAAAUGGCAGUUACUCUUUGUAACAUUAUACCUUUUCCAAAGGUCAUCACUUCCGAGCUAAUAGACAAUUACAAUGCGUCUUUUUUUCAGGUUUUAGUGGCUUGCAGAAGCUUUUCAAAUUUAAGGACACCUGUUGAACUCUAUGCUUAUAUUGGCUUGAAGGGAAGUGCAAUUGACAUAAUAGAUUAUAUGGAAUCCUACCCGCAGCUGACAAUCGUAAGUUUUCGUGUUCAUGAUCUGGGAUCUUUGACGUCAUCUGAUGCAGAUCGUCUUUGCAAAUGGUUUUCUGCAAGCAAGAGCUUAUCAGAGUUUACUCUUAAAUACGUAUCUCAUGUAUAUCUUGAAAAAUAUGAGCUGCUGGUUCAAAUUGGCCGUGGGUUGGCUUCAUGUCGAACUCUGACAAAAGUAACGUUUGCUUUGCCUGGAUAUGCUUAUAACGAGAGUUUCUUCAAUGCGUUCGAAACUGGAUUGACAACGCUGACGUCUGUUAAUCUCGUGCUAUGGGGCUCAAUGAAGUACACUGCGACACGAGGCUUACAACAUUUUUUGUCAAAUAAAUCCUUCAAUUCUCUUUCUCUUUGUCCUGUUGGAUGUGUGCUGGAUUUGUUAGUCGCUGCUGUCAGUCAAGCACUUGCAAGACAAACAGUUUUAAAAUCUCUGGAUCUACAUCUUGAUGGACCGCUGAGUUCCUCUAGUGCCAGUUUCCUGGAAAAAGGGCUUAUGGAAAAUAGUUCUUUAAAUUAUUUAAGACUGCAUGUCCACGGUGAGCUCCCUGGUAACUGGUAUUCUGUUGUGGAAAAUGUUCGCGUGGCGAAAAAGUCCCCAGUUUGCUGUUCUUUUUAUCCAAAUACCUUUAACAACGUAGCAAAUAAUAAUUUUCGUCCUGUUCUGGUUAGGAAAGGGUUAAAUGUAAAGCAACACUUAACUGUUAACGUCUGGGGUGAGAUGAAAUGCGAAGCGGCAGAAGCUCUUUGUGAAGUCUUGGCACCUUCCUCCAUUACUGUUCUCACCUUAAACAUGCGUGGAAAUUUGACAAGUGAAGUUUCUAAUUCCAUUGCAAGAUGUCUGGAAGAAAACAAGACGCUAUCUUCCCUGUCCAUCAAUAUAUGGGGCGAGUUGAUAACAGACGGAGGUAAUGUUCCUUCCAGCCUUUCAAAAAACAGUCGCGUUCAGUUAAAUGUACAUGAUGUGCGUACAGGCCCAGAUGAGUCGAACGAUGUUCUUGUUACCACUACCGAUAUUCCUGCGGCAUUGACAGUCUUUUUUACUAACGUCAAGGAGAGAAGAAAACAAAACGUCCGUCUUACAAUCAAUAACGAUAGUAAUGUUACCAAGGAGUGGACACGUUAUCUAGGUGAUGCUUUGGCAGAAAAUCCAUCUCUGACCACGCUUGAUCUUACAGUCAACAGCUGCGUCGUGGAUGCAGAUUUGGGAGAAAACCUCGGGAACAGUUUAUUGCAAAGCAGUUCUUUAACAUCUCUUAGUCUCACAUUCAACUUCAGUAACAUGAAAGAAGGAUGGGAAUGCAAACUGGGUGAGCGUUUGAUCAAAAUGGCAUCUUUAACUACACUCAGUCUUGAAAUAAACGGCGAGGACGAGUGGAAUCAGAAGGAUUGGUUGAGUCCUACACUCAGCAGCCUUGACUAUGUUGAGGAGAAUCAGGAGAAUUGUUUGAAUCCGACUAAACUGAGUAACGUGCUAGUGGCCAUCAAAUCAUUAUCUACCCUUUCUGUUGCAAUCCAUAGUGAUAGCAUGUGUUCAUUUUGGGAUAAGGUUGUAGGUGACUGUUUGAUAAAAUGUACGUCACUUAAAAAACUUAGUCUCACAUUUAACAUGGGUAAAGCAGACAUUUAUGACUGUCUUAGUGACCUUUCUUACGGCUUGAUGUCAACAAGGUCAUUAAAUACAUUAUGUGUCGCAAUUUUUAUUAACGACCUUAAUGAUACGGGUUUUUCAAGUGCGUUGAAUAGUCUUACACGAGGUCUGUCAUUAAACUCGUCAGUAACUACAGUGACAUUAACAAUAACUGUGGCAGCAUAUCAAACAGAUUAUAUUGGUUUGCCGGUCACGUUGGAUUAUGCACUGUCAAUGAACACGUCAAUAACUACGUUAAAUGUCACAAUAAAUGAGUGUGGUGAUGGAGAAUCGGAUAUACCCUUGUUUCUGCACACCUUUGGAGUGUUUAGAAGUUUGAAAGAUAACACAUCAGUAACCACAUUCAAUCUGACGCUCAACAGUAGCAAAGAAGUGAGUGAUUACUGGUUAACAGGCCUUUCCAGCGUCUUGAUGGCAAACACCACAUUAACUACUCUGAGAUUAAAAGUGUACAACCAUUGUGCUACCGGUGAAAGUCGUUUAUAUGACUUUAGCAAAAUUUUAAUAGAAAGCAGAUCAUUAUCCUUACUUGAACUCGAUGUAAGUUUCUAUGGAAAAGAGAGUGGGUGCCAGAAGGUUUUAAUUCAUUAG
Molecule: messenger RNA, 3771 nt
Organism: Porites evermanni
Lineage: Eukaryota; Metazoa; Cnidaria; Anthozoa; Scleractinia; Poritidae
Source: the annotation of a GenBank genome assembly